AGUAGGCCAAAGGCCACAGAGUUAAACCGUGUUCUGUCUGAAUUAAAAAUGCCAAGAAGGAUUGUAUAAUUUUUUAAAUUAAAUUAAAUUCCGGCUUGUGUCGGUCGAUCCUUUUCUUUCUGUAUGUAGAGAAGUUCGAUUGUUUCGAAAGAAAGUUAGGUCAGAAAAAGAAGCUUUUUUUAACUCAAACUUCUGCCGUCGGUUAAUUUUGUACACAUUCACAAUUACCAAUUAAAAUCUUGAAAGUUGACAAUUAAAAUAAUUUGUAUUAAAUGGAGGAUGGCCGCGGCGGCCGGUGGAAGUUAUCCGGUGACGUGCACGGCAGGGGGUGAAGGGAUCCAGGAUCCCCGGUCCUGAAGGAGUGCGUCGGUGCGCGCUCAACCGAUCAAUAUCGAAAAUUUGAAUUUUGCGAGGAGCGCGCCAGUAAGCUACAGACCUUCGUAGAGUGGCUAUGGCUGUACGUCUACCCUUGCAAACAUGAAGAAUACGAUCUUUUCACUAUUUUUUCUACGUAUUCUGUCAUCAGCAAUAUGCUCCGAGGACGAAGAACGUUUGGUAAGGGACCUGUUCAGAGGUUACAACAAACUUAUACGUCCUGUUCAAAACAUGACCCAGAAAGUAGAUGUCCGUUUUGGCCUAGCAUUUGUACAGCUUAUAAACGUCAACGAAAAGAAUCAGAUUAUGAAAUCCAAUGUUUGGCUAAGGCUGGUCUGGACCGAUUACCAGCUGCAAUGGGACGAAGCUGACUAUGGUGGAAUCGGCGUGUUAAGACUCCCGCCUGACAAAGUGUGGAAACCAGAUAUUGUUUUAUUUAACAAUGCAGAUGGAAAUUAUGAGGUUAGAUACAAAUCUAAUGUGUUGAUAUACCCUACCGGUGAAGUGUUAUGGGUUCCUCCAGCUAUAUACCAAAGUUCAUGCACCAUCGAUGUCACUUAUUUUCCAUUUGAUCAACAGACUUGUAUUAUGAAGUUUGGGUCGUGGACAUUUAACGGUGAUCAAGUGUCCUUAGCAUUGUACAAUAAUAAAAAUUUUGUUGAUCUCUCGGACUAUUGGAAAUCAGGAACUUGGGACAUCAUUGAAGUCCCAGCAUAUCUAAAUGUCUAUGCUAGUAGUCAACCGACAGAAACGGACAUUACAUUUUACAUUGUAAUUAGAAGAAAAACAUUGUUUUACACUGUGAAUUUGAUUCUACCGACUGUACUCAUUUCAUUUCUUUGCGUGCUUGUAUUUUAUUUGCCAGCCGAAGCGGGAGAAAAAGUAACAUUAGGCAUUAGUAUUUUACUGUCAUUGGUUGUGUUCCUCUUGUUGGUAUCAAAAAUACUACCUCCGACAUCACUUGUAUUGCCUUUAAUAGCUAAAUACCUGUUGUUUACAUUUAUUAUGAAUACAGUGAGUAUUCUUGUUACUGUUAUCAUUAUAAACUGGAAUUUUAGAGGUCCAAGAACUCAUAGAAUGCCUCCAUGGAUUAGAUUAACUUUUUUAUAUUAUUUGCCAAUGGUAUUGUGUAUGAAACGUCCAAAGAAAACGAGGUUAAGGUGGAUGAUGGAAAUGCCAGGUAUGACCGCUCCUCCACAUCCUUCCUACGGAUCUCCAGCAGAACUGCCUAAGCACAUCGCACCUCCUGCACCAGGAAAAAGUAAAAUGGAAGCAAUGGAAUUAUCAGACCUUCAUCAUCCGAAUUGCAAAAUAAAUCGUAAAUCGAGCACAGAAAGGCGAGAGAGCGAAAGUUCAGAUUCGCUGUUGCUCUCGCCAGAAGCGUCCAAAGCUACCGAAGCCGUGGAAUUCAUUGCUGAGCACCUUCGCAAUGAAGAUCAAUACAUCCAGAUAAGAGAAGAUUGGAAAUAUGUCGCGAUGGUAAUCGAUAGAUUGCAACUACUCAUAUUCUUCAUUGUAACAACCGCUGGAACUGUCGGAAUUCUCAUGGAUGCCCCACAUAUAUUCGAAUACGUCGAUCAAGACAAGAUUAUUGAAAUAUACCGAGGAAAGUAAAUCAAUAUAAAUACUAUAAACUAUCCUAUUAUUAAUACCAAAAAGAAACAUGGCACCUGUGUAGAAAUAGGGUUAAAUUUAAUCGACUGAUAUGCUUCCAAAAGAACAAUCAUCAGUAUUGUAUUAAGUAUUAUAAAAGUUAGUGUUGAAAUUAUUUAUUUAUUUUGUAAUUUAUCCAUGGAUCCUCAUGUUGAUAUAUUUAAAUAAAUUCAACUAAAGAAAAUUCGAGAGAAUUAAAAAGGUAAUAUAUCAAUGUUAUAAUUUUUUAACAGUUGUUAUUUUAAAAUUUUACUCGAGAAUAAGUAAUCAGAGUAAAAACUUUUUGUAGUCUAAUUAUUAAUAUAUAAUAUAAUGUUUUAUAUUAAACUAGUCUUUAAAGUUGGAUACUUCAUAGCUAGGCUCAUCGAAACGUAAUCUUAGGCUAAUUUUCCGAGAGGGCGAUCAUGCUCUUUCAGAAAACUACUGCAAAAUUAACUGCCAACCAUCGUUUUAAAAUUUAACACAUUGUCCAUUGAAUUUUUAAAUAAAAUAAAACAGGUUAAAAAAAAUUAAUUAUG
Cimex lectularius (bed bug) is the source of this 2546-nucleotide messenger RNA. Its product is annotated as acetylcholine receptor subunit beta-like 1. Bases 478 to 1989 code for a protein of 503 amino acids. Gene Ontology annotation, cellular component: synapse; postsynaptic membrane; neuron projection. The transcript is spliced from 7 exons. NCBI's taxonomy places the organism in Eukaryota, Metazoa, Arthropoda, Insecta, Hemiptera, Cimicidae. Gene Ontology annotation, biological process: nervous system process; regulation of membrane potential; monoatomic ion transmembrane transport. The record is from RefSeq and is a predicted model, not a curated record. Gene Ontology annotation, molecular function: acetylcholine-gated monoatomic cation-selective channel activity; transmembrane signaling receptor activity.